Messenger RNA from Gekko japonicus, 2468 nucleotides. RefSeq names its product chromosome unknown open reading frame, human C14orf159 (gene DGLUCY). Gene Ontology annotation, biological process: glutamate metabolic process. The record is from RefSeq and is a predicted model, not a curated record. The transcript has 13 exons. Gene Ontology annotation, molecular function: D-glutamate cyclase activity. Lineage: Eukaryota; Metazoa; Chordata; Lepidosauria; Squamata; Gekkonidae. Bases 85 to 1935 code for a protein of 616 amino acids.
GGGAAUCAAAGCCGGUUCUUCAAAUUAGAGUCCACCACCCUUAACAACUACACCACGCUGACUCUCUUGUACAAGGAGGAGGGCAUGAUCAUAAGACAUCUGAGAACACUUCUUCCAUCUGCAGUCAGAAAACUAAUUCGAUCAGAUAAACUCAGCAUUAGCAAUACUUCUGGAAUGUCAGAAGGGUUUAAACAGGCAAAUGUUAUAAUUCUGCACAAAUCUCUUGUGGAUGACUUUGAACAUUUUUGCCAUGCAAAUGAAGGCCCCCUUCCAUUGCUCUACAGAAGUAAACCGGGGGAAUGGAAAUGCCCUACUAUGAGCACUGAUUCUGAUAUUAGAACUGACUGUCUGCAGUACAGGAAAUAUGAGAAUGGAUUAUGUACAGGAAUUCUGACAAGUUUGAAGGAAUAUUCUGAACAGUUAAAAGACAUGGUGACUUUCUAUCUAGGAUGUAGUUUCACAUUUGAAAAGGCAGUCCAGAAGGUUGGCAUCCCUGUAAGAAAUGUUGAACAGAAAUGUAACGUGAGCAUGUACAAGACUGCUGUGCCUUGCCGUGAUUCUGAACAUUUCCAUUGUAAUCUAGUGGUAUCAAUGAGACCAAUUCCUAGUGACAAAUUGGAAAUGGUUGUGCAAACCACCAACCCAAUGAAACAAUCACAUGGAGCACCAGUUCACAUUGGUUAUCCGGGUCUAUUAGGUAUCAAAGAUCUUUCCAAGGUAGACUAUGGUGAUGAGGUACAAGCUCAUCCAGAGGAUGUUCCAGUCUUUUGGGCGUGUGGAGUAACAGGAGUGGAAGCCAUCAGUAAUUGCAAGCCUCCACUGGCUUUUACCCAUUCUCCUGGCUGCAUGUUUAUCACUGAUUUGAAGGAUGAAGAUGCUGCAGCUGAUUAUGGCAAAGAAAUCCCUGAAGUUUACUGUAUUUGUCAGAAUCCUUUGCAUUAUAGCAUCACAUCUACAACAGCCGCCCAAAAAAUUAGAAGGCUAGAAGAGAUCAUUGGAGUGGACCCAGGAGACAGAGGUGUGAAACACUUGUGCUCUCGGGAUGAACUUCUGAAGGCAUGUCUGUCCAUUUCACAUGCUCAUUCAGUGUUGAUUACCACUGGAUUUCCUACCCACUUCAAUUAUGAGCCCCCUGAAGAGAAUGAUGGGCCUCCAGGAGCCAUUGCAAUGGCAGCCAUGUUGAAAGCCUUGGGAAAACAGGUUGCUGUAGUAACUGAUCAAAGGGCUAUAGACUUGAAUGAGAAGGUUAUUAAAGAAGCUGUCAAACAAGGGAUCCUGAAGACUCCAGUUCCUGUCAUUAGCUAUCAUAGCGAAUCUGCAGGUUCAGCUAUGCAGUUUUUGUGUGAAGAUGGAAAUCCAGAAAAGCCCAAGUUUAGUCACCUGAUAGCAAUAGAACGUGCUGGGAUGGCCGCUGAUGGCAAUUAUUAUAAUGUACGGAAAAUUAAUAUUAAGCAUUUAGUCGAUCCUAUUGAUGAGCUCUUUGUAGCAGCGCGCAGUAUCCCAGGAGUUACUACAACAGGCAUUGGGGAUGGAGGGAACGAAUUAGGAAUGGGAAAAGUAAAAGAAGUUGUGAAGAAGUACAUUCAAAAUGGAGAUGUUAUUGCUUGUGAUGUGGAAGCAGAUUUUGCAGUUGCAGCAGGGGUUUCUAACUGGGGAGGCUAUGCUGUUGCUUGUGCGUUGUAUAUCCUGAAUACCUGUGAAGUACAUGAUCGCUAUUUGAGGAAAGCUAUUGGAUUCUCCAGAUUGUCUGAGAAAGUGAGCUGGGCAUCAGCACUUCCAUCUGUGGUUAAGGAAGAAAAAUUGCUGAACAUAUUACAGCAGCACAAAGUCCGUAGUGGAAAAACUGCCAGUCUGGCAAUGGAAGUGGAUGGUCUGCCAUUCUAUGACACUCAUUCACUUAUUAUUGAGAAGCUUCUGCAGGAAACUCUGAAAUAACUUUCCUCUAACAAGUGGUGAUCUGCUGGUAUGUUUUGGUUAAGUGCUGAUGACACUGCUGUAUUGGCAGCAGCUACUGUCCCUUGCUAUCUUGAGCCUAAAUGAGAUGGAAUAGACUAAAAACAAUUUAACUGUAUGGCAUCUGAAAGGUAUUUUGCUUGCAAUAGAGCCUACUGAAUCAGUGCAAUCCUACAACAUAACUUUAGAUAAAAUCCCAAAGCAGUGGUAGUAUAGCAUCUUUUAUGAGGACCAACUGAAAUGUGUCAAAGUAGCAAACAAGAUUUGAGAUCAUCAUAGUUUCAGCCUGAAUUUUAUGCAAAAUAAAUAAAUGGAUGGGGAGAUGCUGCAGAGUUGAUAAGGAAGUCCUCCCCUGUAGUGUGCAAUAACCGGAAGAUGGAUGAAAUGAGGCACUUUUAAAUACUCGUUGAGGUCUGAAAGCACAUUCUGAUAGGGAAUAGGUAUGGCUUAGCCAAUUUAUGAGCAGCACAAUUAUGGGUUUAGAAAAAAUUCCAAUAAUGAUCACAGAUAUCAAA